AUGGGAUCUGCAAGCAUUGAUGAACACCAGACACUAUUGCCUUCAUAUUCACCGUCCGUAUCUCAUACGCGGUUUCGUGACCAAGAUGCGGCUUCAUCAUGGCCCGCAACAUUUGAACAGGGUCUUGAUGCGAGAAUGGCAUCUCCUGUUGCAAUGUCCUUGACACCUCAUCGAGUCAGGUCCUUUAGUACUGGCCCAUAUACUGAAAGACAAAUACUUUUACAACAAGAGGAAGAGGCCAUUUGGUCACCAGCUAGUAGCGCUGGCACAGUUACGUCUCAUGGUACCAGCAGCUUUAAAGAUGCAGUAUUCAACGCUAUCAACGUGUUAUUAGGCGUUGGUGUAUUAUCAAGUCCAUUUUCAAUGCGCUCUAGUGGUUUGCUUAUUGGUGGACUACUCUUUUUCUUCUUCUUACUUGUAACAAACCACACGGCCAAAUUACUGGGCCAAUGUCUUAGCUAUCAAGUGGGAAUGACGACGUACCCAGAUAUUGGUGAGGCAGCUUUUGGGACGCGAGGACGAGUAAUCAUUGGUAUAACAUUCUUCUCUGAGCUAUUUGCAGCUUGUGCCAUGUUUUUCGUCUUAAUUGGGGAUACACUAGCAGCAUUGUUUCCAUUGUUUACAGAGAUGCAGCUAACCGUUGUCUCGUUUUUACUUAUCAUGCCGUCAUUGUGGACUACCCACAUGUCUAUUUUGUCGUAUUUCAGUGUCUUGGGCAUCUUAUCGUCAUUUUUCUGCCUUUACACGAUCCUAUACGUUGGUUUUGACAUUGAUACGGAUGCACCGGAUUACACUUUGGGAAGUCUAUUACAUCCGCAACCUGUGCAGAUGAUUGGUGACUUAGAUCGCAUUCCAUUGGCAAUUGGUCUUACUAUGGUGGCAUUUGGAGGUCACUCGGUCUUUCCGUCGAUUUGCAGCUCGUUGGCAAACAAGGAUGAAUACCCACGCGUACUUAAUCUCUCGUAUUUACUUGUGGGACUUGUCUAUGGUGCGAUUGAAGUGGCUGGCUAUCUCAUGUAUGGAGCUGCGACUCAAAAAGAAAUCACUUUGAAUCUCAUUGCAUCGUAUCCAUGUGCAUUCACAAAGUUGGUGGUUUGGACAAUUGCAUUAAACCCAAUGAGCAAAAUUGCAAUCACGAUUCAUCCUAUCGCUUUAGCAAUAGAAGAGUUCAUGCUCUCACCAAGUCAAAAACGCGCAGCUGCACGCAACAAAUCAAGCUUGAAAUUGGUCUGUUAUCGUGCUAGUAUCCGUACAUUCCUGGGAGUCGGAGCUUUGUUUUGUGCAUUAUUCGUACCUUACUUUGCCCGUGUCACAUCGUUCCUUGGAGCAUUUUUUGCUAUGCUCGUCUCGGUCUUUCUGCCGUGUAUCUGCUACCUCAAGCUCUUUUCGCACCGUUUAUCAAAGAAAGAGAUUGUACUGAAUGCAGGAUUGGCCGGACUUGCAAUCGUUUUCAUGAUAUUUGGCACCCUAGCGUCAUUUUUGUCCCCCGCAGAGUAA
Messenger RNA from Plasmopara halstedii, 1497 nucleotides. RefSeq names its product amino acid auxin permease family. Lineage: Eukaryota; Oomycota; Peronosporomycetes; Peronosporales; Peronosporaceae. Gene Ontology annotation, biological process: amino acid transmembrane transport. The transcript has 3 exons. Gene Ontology annotation, molecular function: amino acid transmembrane transporter activity. Gene Ontology annotation, cellular component: vacuolar membrane. Bases 1 to 1497 code for a protein of 498 amino acids. The record is from RefSeq and is a predicted model, not a curated record.